Messenger RNA from Penicillium lagena, 1011 nucleotides. RefSeq lists its product as uncharacterized. The record is from RefSeq and is a predicted model, not a curated record. The coding region runs from base 1 to 1011 and encodes 336 amino acids. The transcript has 4 exons. Lineage: Eukaryota; Fungi; Ascomycota; Eurotiomycetes; Eurotiales; Aspergillaceae.
AUGUGGCCGAUCGGAACUUUCUACUUACUUCUGCUCCUGGUGCAGCCAGUCUUUUCACGCAUCAGUCCCUACGAUGUUGAUAACAAUCUACGCCCAGACAACGUCACUGGUCUCGACUAUAGCUAUUAUAGCGAUACUGGCUCUUACUACAAUGGCACCCUCGUCUUGACGUUCUCCCCGGAGUACAACCCAAACAAGCUUAUUUAUGACGGAACCACUUGUGUAGAGCACGAAAACAGCACUUUCAAGAUUUCUAUGAAUGCCAUCGCAGGCUUUGAAAGGGUCGCACCUGAAACACCCUCGCCCGAUCCCUUUUUCCUAGAUAUCUACGGAUGGGACCAGGCAUAUAACCUGACCAACCAAUACGACACGGCCAAUUAUAGCGAGUUUCAGGAGAUUCAUCUCAGCUCUAGUUAUAGCCAGGUUUACAAUGAAACUUGGUGGUUCUACAACAUGACUGAGACGGACAGCGAGUCUUACAAGUUCAGAGGCACGAUGAGUACAUAUUUCCUUCGCAAAUUCCAGUUCAAGUUCAACGUCUCCGGAAUAUGCGAUACACCAUUCGAAUAUCAGCAGUUCUUCAGCGGAAGCUACCUCACAGCAAAGGAUAACGCGGAGAGUCAUUAUUUUGCUCGACCCAUCUCCACGCCGAGCAUUUCGGGGUCUUUUAAUCAGCGGAACGCAUGGGUAGAGACUUCAGGGCAUUUUACAGCAAAUAACAGGGGUACUCAGCUUAUCGGUAGACUCACUAUAGUUUUUGAGGGGACGAUUGAUAAGGAACGAUCCGACGAGUUGAUUCUAGGGAGAAAGAAGCCGGAAUGGAACGCCACGCUUGGAUUUGAGAUUGGAUCUGUUGGAGGUGUGACAUCGAAAGCGGUGGCUUUGUCUUACUCGGUUUUUAUGUUGAUUCUAGCGGGGUUGCUGACAUACUCAAAGACUUCGGGGGAUGUGAUUACGUACGUCUCGGCGUAUCCCAUUGCUGCCGCUUCGACGAAUGCGUUCCCUAGCUGA